AUGUCUUGUUUGGACUGUUCCUGUAUUCUACGUACACCAGUUGAAUCAAUCAGACCAGAAGAGCUAUCUCAGAGCAGCGUCCAUGAAUGCCUGGCUGAUUCUGAUCUAGCCUGGAUUCCCCCAUCUACAGGAAGGAAUGAAAUGGUAUUUUGCUCUUCUAACGUCUCUCACUAUGAACUCCAGCUGGAAAUAGGAAGGAGGUUCAACAACUUAACUUCAGUCUACCUUGCACGGCAUACGCCUACAGGCAUGCAAGUUGCUGUAAGGAUCACAGACCUAGAAAAUUGCUCCGAAGACCACUUGAAAGCCUUACAGAAUGAGGUGGUUUUAUCCCACUUCUUCCAGCAUCCCAAUAUAAUGACGCUUUGGACAGUGUUUACAGCUGGUAGUUGGCUUUGGGUCAUCUCCCCAUUCAUGGCCUAUGGUUCAGCUAGACACCUGCUGAAUACUUACUUUCCUGAAGGAAUGAGUGAAGCUUUGAUAGGGAACAUUCUAUUUGGUGCAAUCAGAGGAUUAAAUUACAUGCACCAGAAUGGCUACAUUCACAGGAAUAUUAAAGCUAGCCACAUUCUGAUUUCAGGGGAUGGGCUGGUUUCUCUCUCUGGCUUAAACAACCUCUACAGUUUAGUUAACAAUGGACAAAAGUCAAAGGUGGUAUAUGAUUUCCCCCAGUUUAGUACAUCUGUGCUUCCUUGGCUGAGCCCUGAACUACUGAGACAGGAUUUGUCUGGGUAUAAUAUGAAGUCUGACAUUUACAGUGUGGGAAUUACAGCAUGUGAAUUAGCCAAUGGAUCUGUUCCUUUUCAAGAUAUGCCUCGCACUCAGAUGCUGCUGCAAAAGCUGAAAGGUCCUACAUACUGUCCUUGGGAUAUAAAUACCUUCCCCCGUGGGGAAUCCAGGAUGAAGAAUUCCCGAUCAGGUGUUGAUUCUGGAAUUGGUGAGAGCAUGACACACACAAUGACCAGUGAAAGACUACAAAUUCCCUUUUCCAAAACGUUUUCACCUGCUUUCCACAACUUGGUAGAACUUUGCUUGCAACAGGACCCUGAGAAAAGGCCAUCAGCAAGGAGUUUGCUUUCGCAUACAUUCUUCAAACAGAUAAAAGAACAAACACAGAAUUCACUACUGUCUCUAUUACCACCUCCUAUUCAAAAUAACAGAUCAGAGUUCUUGGCAGUGCCCUCAACAGCAGUUGGGACUGAACUUGGACAUAUUACUGCAAAUCAAGAUGAUACGGACUGGGAAUUCUAAAUAAAUAUGAAACAAUCAUACCUCUCCUGUGCUUCAAAGAAGGAAAAUGUGAUUUGUAUUUGCUGCUUUAGUUUGUAUGGUUAAAAUACAAUUAGACAAGGUAUACUUGAAAAUGCCAUUGAAGUGGCCAUAUUUCCUUACCUACUUCUUCUGUUGGUAUGAAGUGCACCGUGCCUCACUUUCUCACCGUAAGGAAAACUGUAUAUAGAGAAUGGCUGAAUUCUUACCUCCCUCUUUAAAAAUAUUUCUUAACAAGAGGGUUCCUGCUGUAAUCUGACUCUAUACUGUAUUUUCAGCUUAUAUUGCUGCAGUCUGUGUGCCUUUCUGAAUUCAGGCUUGGGUUUUGUCUGUGACCUUAUUUAAACAAUCUGUUUGUCUUUUAAUUAUCACUCCAUUAUUUGAGUAAGGAGGAAUCCUCCACUUCCAAGUCUUAAUUUUAAACUGCAGAAAUUAGUUGCUUAUGCAAAUAAAUGUUUCUCU
Messenger RNA from Charadrius vociferus (killdeer), 1731 nucleotides. It is a transcript of the gene STRADB, whose product is annotated as STE20-related kinase adaptor beta. NCBI's taxonomy places the organism in Eukaryota, Metazoa, Chordata, Aves, Charadriiformes, Charadriidae. Gene Ontology annotation, biological process: protein phosphorylation. The transcript is spliced from 11 exons. The record is from RefSeq and is a predicted model, not a curated record. Gene Ontology annotation, molecular function: protein serine/threonine kinase activator activity; protein kinase activity; ATP binding. The coding region runs from base 1 to 1251 and encodes 416 amino acids.